GCACCAGGCAGCCCUGUUGCAUCGUCGACUGGAAAUGUUGGAACAGAAUCAUAUGUCUGUCGUAGCGGUCCCGGCGAAAAUGGCGGGUGAUCAGGAGCAAUUUCAGCAACUUUUAACUGGAUUAUUAAGUGCUGAGAAUAAAAUUCGACAACAGGCCGAGAACACCUAUGACCAAAUUGCUGCUGAUGCCAAGUUUCAGCUAUUGUUGACAAAUGUUGUAAAUAAAAAUGCCAAUGAAAAUGUUCGUUCCAUGGCUGCCGUACUUCUUAGAAGACUUAUCACAACUAAUUUUGAUGAAGUUUUUCCCACGUUGCCACCUGAAGCUCAAGGGCAAGUACAGGCACAGCUCCUAGCAUUAGUACAACAGGAGGAAGAUGCAAAUAUGCGGAAAAAACUUUGUGAUAUCAUCAGUGAGCUGGCACAUAAUAUGAUUGAUGAUGAGGGAAACAAUAAAUGGCCAGAGUUCCUCCAGUUUCUUUUUGAAAGUGCAAGUUCGUCAUCCAUUGCACACAAAGAGAUUGCUCUAACACUGUUCAGCUUGGUACCAGGAGUAUUUGGCAAUCAGCAGCAGCAACAUUUGGGAAUGAUAAAAGCCAUGCUAACAACCUCUUUGGCAGACUCGACUAACCCGCCAGUCCAGGCCCUAGCAGUCAAGGGCACAGCAGCAUUUAUUCUCCUGCAUGACAAUGAGCCAAAUAUUCAGAAGAACUUUGCAGAUCUUCUUCCACAGUUUCUCCAGAUAAUUGCCACUAGCAUCCAAAUAGGCGAUGAUGAUGCUCUGCUAAAGUGCCUGGUAGAUUUGGCUGAAAGCUGUCCGAAGUUUUUAAGACCACAAGUGGAAAUGAUAUUACAGCUUGCAAUCAAAACUUUGCCAGAUCCUAAUGUUGGUGACGGUUGGAAGCACCUCCUUCUUGAGGUGGUUGUAACGCUGGCUGAGACUGCCCCUGCAAUGGUGCGCAAAGCUGGAGCGAAAUACAUGAACACCCUCAUACCUCAAAUGCUAAAUAUGAUGACUGAUUUGAAUGAUGAAGAAGAAUGGAGUGUAAGUGAUGAACAAGCUGAAGAAGACAAUGACAGUAAUUCUGUGGUAGCAGAGUCAUCUUUAGACCGCCUAGCCUGUGGUCUUGGUGGUAAAACUGUAUUGCCACACAUAAAUGCAACAUUAUCCCAGAUGUUACAGAGUGAUAACUGGAAGUGUCGACAUGCUGCACUAAUGGCAAUAUCAGCUGUUGGAGAGGGAUGCCAUAAACAAAUGGAAGGGAUGUUACCACAGAUUAUGGAUGCAGUAAUUAGAUUUCUACAAGAUCCUCAUCCCAGAGUUCGUUAUGCUGCUUGUAAUGCAAUUGGUCAGAUGGCAACAGACUUUGCACCCAUUUUUCAGAAAAAGUUUCAUGAAAUGGUUGUUCCAGGGCUUUUGCAUGUCAUGGAUGACGGUGUAAAUCCACGUGUUCAGGCUCAUGCAGGGGCAGCUCUUGUGAACUUCUCAGAAGUGUGUCCGAAGAAUAUCCUCACUACAUAUCUGCCUACAAUUAUUGCUAAAUUGGAGAGCAUUCUUGCUGCAAAGUUCAAAGAGCAUGAUGGUGUUCGUACAGCAGCAGCAGAAUCUCUCCCAUUCCUCUUGGAAUGUGCUAAGAUUAAGGGUCCACAAUACUUAGCCGAGAUGUGGCAGUAUAUGUGCCCAGAAUUGCUUAAAGCGAUAGAGACUGAACCUGAAAGUGAAGUGUUGUCAGAACAUAUGUAUGCUAUGGCAAAGUGCAUAGAAGUUCUUGGAAUGGGAUGCCUUACCAAUGACCAGAUUACUGAACUUAUAAGAAUUGUUGACAAAUCACUUAAGGAACAUUUUGAAAGAGCUGUAAAGAGACAAGAACAACGCAAGGAUGAAGACUAUGAUGAGGUUGUAGAAGAGCAGCUUUUAGAUGAGGAUGAUGAAGAUGUCUAUCUCCUGAGCAAAGUUGCUGAUAUUACACAUGCACUUUUUGCUGCAUAUGGUCAACAUUUCUUCCCUUUCUUUGAUGCCCUCUUACCACACUUUGUAAAGCUGUUGGGUGAUGAUAGACCGUGGCCUGAUCACCAGUGGGGACUAUGCAUUUUUGAUGAUGUUAUAGAAUUUGGAGGACCUGCAUGUGACAAAUACACUGAUCAUUUUCUCCAGGCCUUACUAAAGUUUGUAGCAGAUAAGCAAGGUGAAGUACGACAAGCAGCUGCUUAUGGUUGUGGGGUCUUGGGUCAGUUUUCUGGACCUGCCUUUGCACCUGUGUGUGCCCAGGCAAUUCCUCUUUUAGUGCAAGUUAUUGAAAGUCCAGAUGCUCGUAAUGAAGUCAAUCUGAACCCCACCGAAAAUGCUAUUGCUGCCGUCACAAAAAUCCUUAAAUACAAUGCAUCGGCAAUUAAUGUUGACGAGGUAAUUCCACUUUGGUUGUCAUGGCUUCCAGUAUGGGAAGAUACAGAUGAAGCACCUCACGUUUAUGGAUAUUUGUGUGAUUUGAUUGAUGGCAACCAUCCACUUGUCCUUGGACCAAACAACUCUAAUUUACCACGACUCAUGGCCAUAUUCUCUGAGGCAUUCAAGAGAGAAGCUGUCGAGAAGGACGCAGAAGUAACAAAACGCAUGCUUAAUAUUGUACAACAACUACAAGCCAACCCAGAUAUGUUCCAGGCAUGCAUUAGUCAGCUAACUCAAGAGCAGCAAGUUGCACUGCACCAAUACCUUACCACGUAGUUCACUAUUAUUAUCUGUAGUCCUUCAGUUGUUUAGCUGUGUUUCAGUUAUAAUAAAGCAUGUUAUCAAUUUGCUACAAUUAGAAUUGAAAAGUUCAUAGUGUACCUUUGCUGAUAUAUCCAGAGCACGAUGCAUCAUCACAGAAUCACCUGUUGCAUCAUUGUAUUAUCACUUCCCUCAUGACUUUCCCUUGGAUGCCUAGUGGCAUUAUAGCAUAACGGAAAUGAUUACUGAUGAAGUUUAGUAAGGCUUUGGGAGAUAGCCAUGAUAAAUCAUAUUUUAACUUUCUUAGGGUACAAAAUAAAUUCUCAAUGUAAUAACUUGUGUAACUGCUUCUAAAGAAAACAAUUUUUUUUUAAAUUGUUUAUAAAAUGAUAUUUAUUAAGGAAAUUUCCAAUAAUUACUAAAAAGUUGCCUAGUUUAUUUUCCAUCAGAGACUUAGAAUAGUUCAUAAGGGUAAGUUCGCUCUGAUAUUUUAAUAUCAUACACUGCGUGUAUAGUAAAGUAUAUACUGUAUUUAUAGGUAGUGGAUUUUUCCUACUGAUUCCAUUUUUUGAUUGGAGGAUCAUUUAGGGAAUGGAGUGGUUUUUUUUUUUUUUCACUUGAGCUUAGAUGGAUUUUUGUGGAUUCUUAAGUUUUGGGAACUAAGCUAUCCAAGCCAAUUUUUUAUGGAUCUUGGAAUGUGUAUAUGUGGUGUUUAUGAACUGUCACUUGUAAUUGGAAUAGUAAACAUAGAAUCUGUUAUUAUGCAGCAUUCCAAAUUGUGGUAGUAGCUAAAUGGGUGAAUAUGGUGGUCCAAUGUGUGCUUGAAGUGCACAUUCAUUGCUUAAAAAACAUUUCUUGGGACAUUGACAUUAUCACCAUAUUUCUCUUAUAUAACCAGCUUACCCUUGUUAGUAAAAUACUCUGGUUUGCAAUAUAAUAGUGUGCAUUUUCUAACUUAUAUUGCUGGUUUCUUUGGAAAACUAGUAUAAUCCAGUGAUAUUUAAUAUAGAAAUGUCUGUUACCAUAGCUAAUCUGUCAUUUGAGAUGUUUGUUAUAGAUUUCUAUGGGUCAACAGUUAUACAUUUGGGUUUUGGGGGGAGGGAGGGAGAGUAGGAAAUUGAACUAGCAUGGGUAAGCAUAUUACUUGCAAAUUACCCCUUUGUCUUGUAUGGCAAUGUUCUCUGGAUAACGAUAUCUUUAUGGGUGCUCUGCUUGGCAUAGUGAUGCUUGUUACUUUUCAGAGAGGAUUGAUAUGUCUGUUGAGAUUUUAAUAGUUUUAAUAUUAUGAUAAUUUUCUUAAUUUAAGAAAUUGACAGCUUUCAGAAACUUGUUGGAAAAAUAUAUUACAAAUACAUUUAUAUAUAUACAUACAAAUAUAAUGCAUGUGCACACAAAUCACGCUACAUCCGAAAAUGCAUAAUCACUGGUGAAUGGUCCAGAUGAGCCAACAUGGUGAAUUCAAAACAGAAGGUAAGCGCUGUAUUAUUUCAGCCUACCACUGCAGGCCUCGGUGGUAGCCUGAAAUGCUGUUUGUUCUUCUAAACUUCUGUUACAUUUUAUCCUUGUGGAUUCAUUUGUGCCAUAUAAAUCACAGUUCCAUGACUGAUAAUUGCAAUGUUUCUGUUCAUCCUGGAACAUUUUUGCAUCACAGUGUGUGGUUUAGUUGUGAAGGAUGUAUAUGCUAUACAUCAACAUGAAUGGUCUGGAACCUAAAGUAUAAUACAAAUAUUCAUGAGUUUAAGAAAAGUAUGUUUUGAAGUCUUGAGUCAUGUUGGAAGCAGAGCACCUCUUAACACAUCAGUAUAAGUACCAAAGAAAAGCUUGCAGAAUCCUGUGUAAUUUUUGUUUUUUCCAAAUUCUGGAACUCCUUCAGCUUAUUUCUUACCAAGCCAUCAUGCUCAUAUUUCUAUAUACUUUUAUGAAAUUGAGAGAUACUUUGUUCAAGAAUUAAUUUCUACAAGUAGCAACAGUUAUAAUGGAUUUUUUUUUAGAAUACAGUUCUGUACUUUUUUAAUGCAUAAUAUAUAUUAGUUUUACCAUCAGUCAUUUUUAAGGUUUAUUAGGCUCUCUUUUUCUGCUCUCAGAGUAGAGUCUAGCCUUAUAGUAAGCUCUGUAGUUGGCUGUAAAAGCCAUUUCUGUAAGAAUUAUUGCUGAAGUAGUGGUGUGGAAUUUGGUGGUUCGUACCUCUGCAUGUUACACUGUCUCAGGUCCCAACUUCUGACGCUGCUCUUCCCUGGUCAUGUGCUGUGGGCCUAUUUUUAUAUAUAUUUAGCCAGCUCACAUCUAGGGGAUUUUGUAGGGGCUUGAGAAGUAGGGAUUCACACAAUCUCUUCUUUCAUUACAGUAAAUGUACCUCAGAAUAUUGAUUUGGGGCUCUUAUCAUUUGCAUUGUGUACAUAAAUCUUGGGUUGUCUGGCUCCUAGUUUAUUUUGCGAGCCUCCACAUAACCUUUCCAGUUUGUGUAUACCAGGGUAAUUUCACAGUCAUAAUUCUCAAUGUGAUUCCUUCCAGUCAGCCCUCAGCUAGUUUCAUUUAAAGCUAUUUUUUACUUGUAACCUGCAAAGACUUUUUCAGGCAUUAAGUUCAAAAAAAAAAACUGCAUACUUUAAUGCAAGAUAUAUUUAUUUAUUUAUUUAAAAAAUUAGUACAGUAUUUCACUUAUUUAAGAAAAGGCUCUUGUAACUGACUUCAAAAAUUUUGGUGUUGCUUGUUGAUACCACAAUUUUGUGCUCAUAAGUCUUACAGAUCUAUGCAUGAGUGGCUGGCUAUAAUAAACAGUUAUGUAAACUGUUGAUAAUUAGGAAAGAACCUUUGAAAUAUUUUAAUGAAUCUUAGAAUAAGCUUAUUGGCUGUCUUGCAUAAGUUGUGAUAGUUCCAAAUGCACUUUCAGAAAGACUCACACUAAGAUGUCUUAAUAUUUGAAACUGCUAUACGAUCAUUUUUGUGGGGGGAGGGGGGUGAUGUAAGCCUCUUGGCAAGUUCGUUAAGGGCCUGUUGUAAAUAACUUCCACUCAGUAUCAAUAAAUUGUAUCAACUGCAAA
This is a messenger RNA of Cherax quadricarinatus, 5745 nucleotides long. The record is from RefSeq and is a predicted model, not a curated record. Lineage: Eukaryota; Metazoa; Arthropoda; Malacostraca; Decapoda; Parastacidae.